AUGUCGAAGAAAGGCGAUAUGACAAGACAGAGUAUUCUGGUACACCAAGCUGAUCCAACCGAAUGUCCGUUCCGAGAAUUCAGGGAUAACGAAAUAUCUCCAGAUUCCUGGGGAAUGGGUCCAGCUGCUUUCCGGGCAAGUCAUUUUCUUAGCAAGACAUCUGCAAAAUCAACGGCUGAUAUGCUAUGGGUUGAUGAUCAGACUCAACCUUUACCAAAAUCGGCGAGACAGUACCUACAUGGGUGGAUCAGAGCUGAAGAUCUAGCUAGUCGACGCUGGGAUGCUGAAAUUGUUGUAUUCGAAGAUAACGGUAAUAGUGGUAAGAUGGCAAUCACGGACAUGCAGUUAAGUCAUGCACAGGUCCUGCUGAGGUCUUCGUACUGCAGACGAGUAUUGGGCAUAUGCUACAUGCUUGAACGAGUUGAUGGUUUGAUUGUUGAACAUCAAUGGGAGAACUUCGUUUUCAACAUGCCACCCGAAGGUUGGAGGUCACGUUACCACAUCUAUUCGCCAGGUAUCAAGCCUGGCGGUGGUCUGCAGCAUCGACCGACUUUAUCAAAAAAUGGUUGCUACCUUGUGCGUCUCUUCUACCUCGGAGCAUGGCGUUGCGUUUGGGUCAGCGAUCAAGUUCCAGUGGAUGCCACAGACUCCCCUCUCCUACCUUUUUCACCACUCCUGAGCCUUACACUAGCUAAGCCAGGUGUAAAGCAAUCGGCGACGGUGACUUCGAAUGUGGUCCAUCUCUGGCCAUUAUUGCUUUGUAAGGCGCUGUUAAAACUGGCUGCGCCUGACAUGAAUUCUGACGAUACCGACUGUGAAGAUGAAUUGAUGCUGGAUUUUGAUAUACUUCACGCCUUAACGGGUUCGAUGGACUUGACUUACAAAAUUGCGGAUCCUCAAAAGUUAUGGGAUAUUUUAAUAUCAGAGGUACCAGUCUUCACUUGGGACGAUGAUGAUGAUACUCUUACAAGCACAGUCAAGUCUAAAAAUACAAAGAAACCUACUAUAAAGGAAAUGACAGUUGUAAGGCGUGCUUCAAUGACAUCAAUUGUAAUCGAGGAUACAAAGGAUCUUCCUCCUUAUUCGCUUCCGGGGAUAACACCAGGUCAUGAAAUGAAUCUUUUCGUCAUGAUGGUCAGAGAUUUACCGUUGAAGAAACCGCUACCAGAACCCGAUGUACCAUUAUGGAAGACGUAUCGUUGGAUCGACUGGGCACGCAAACAUGGUCUGUAUGAGGCUUACGAUUGUCCACGAACAAGAUUCUUAAAAGUAAAUGGACUUCUGAAAAUGUCCUAUGCACCUCACUUGUUAGAUAUUCAGAGUACAGAAUCGAUUACCUAUCAAUUCAGAGAAGAGCAUGACAAAUCCGUUCCACCGAACAAAAAAGCAGCGAAGGACGUAAAUAGAUCGACAACAGCAAAUACAGUGGUACCCCAGCAAACGAAAGAAGAAUUACGUCUAUGGAUCCAAUAUAAUUCGAUCCAAAAAUUGAUUAAAUACGUUAAUAUCCUAUAUUUCCCGUCAAUGUAUUGUUUCACUUCAGUAGCCAGUAGCCCACCUAUAAGGGUAACUAAAGCAGCACCAAAUAAAGCUCUGGAUAUACCAGCGCCAAAAUUUGCACCUCUUUACCUUCAAAUAGAUGGACCUGAUGAGAAUAUCCUUAGAAUUACACUAAACAUGCUACAUCCGAGGGUUCUACUUAACUGCGGUGUACCAUUAUUAGAUUAUAUUGAACCAGCUUAUUUAGUAUUACAAGUUUUUGAAUGGUUUGUCGACUGUGAUGUACCAAAGGUGAAGGCUUUUAUUGAAACUAGAGGUUACGAAUCAGUUGAAAUCACGCUACCGCCGGGGAGACAUUAUUGCAGGAUAUGGAUACAUUCUAGCUUAAACUGGCACGCUAUGCUUUUAAGCGAAUCUUCACUAUUACUUGGUAGACGCGACGUCAUUCAAUGUGCUGCGGUAAAAGAAUGUCCAUGGGCAGCACGUUUCCUAACAAAUCUUGGUUCUGCGUUUUCUAAUUGGAUACGAAUAAGCAGAUCAAUGAUGAAUAUGUCAAUAAAUGAUAGAGAAUUUUAUAGAUCAUACCAACCAGAUUUGGAAUGGAUUUCAGAAAUUGUUGGUUAUGAUAAAGCUUUAUUGCACUGGAUGUUUAGACAGGCAUUACAAUCUUUGUUAAUUAAGAAGCUCCAACCAACUGAAUUUAGAGCAGUAUGUACGGUUUUAAGACAAUACUUUUGUGAUCCCGACUUUGGAAUGCAAAAAAAACCCUUACCUCCAAAAUCUUUGGCGGAUAUUGAUCGUUUAGAUCCAUGUGACUGUGUUUUACCUGAAACUGAAGAAAUUGAAAUAUUUGACGAUCAAUUGCUAGAAGAACAAGACGAACAAGAGAAAUCUCUUGUAGAUCAAGAAAUUAUGGAUCAACUAUUAACAGCACCAGAACCUCCAAUCGUUUCACAAGUCUGUGAACUCGCAACAGAAGAACUCCCAUGUGGACUAUUAAAAGCAGAGAGAUUGAAAAUUAUUAGGAAACAUGAAGCAGCCUCUAUCAUCCAAGCUCACUGGAGAGGCACUUGGGCUAGAAAAAAUUUAACCGAUCAUGUUGCUAUCACUCCAGAUAUUUCUAAAGCAAUAAUGGAAAAUGCUUUUGGUAAUUUGGAAGCCUUAUCAGCUUUGAUGAAUGAAUUCUUUGCAAUGUAUCCUGGAGCAAAAAGCGCUUACUCGGUCGCUUCAGCUCUCAGUGGUGUUUAUGGACUGAACCAAUAUAAUGGAACGUCACCAAUAACUCCGAAAUGCAAAUGGAUCCCAUAUUUUCAAGGAGUUUUUAACUGUCAUGCUCCAGUCAAAGUGCACUUAGAUGUUUAUAGUACACUCCAGCAUAGUAUAUUAGCUGUUUAUAAUAAUGAUAAUGGAGAACAGCUGCCGCAAGCGUAUAAUGAACAUAUUACUUUUAAUUUUGAACCAAAUGAAUACGGUUACACUAUAAUGGGUCACGGCUCUUUGAGUCAAUCCGCUGGAACCUAUUCAGAAGUUUAUUGGCAGCUGACUGUUCUCUCAUCCAUAUCUAACACGUUUCACGUUUGCGAUAAUGAUUCUGAUCAAUGCAAGGAAUUACCUUUAUCUGCAGCAAGCAAACUGCAUAUUGAUGAAAUUUUCAUACCCAAUAGAAGAAAUAUUCUUGGUGGAGUACAGAUAUUAGUAACAAAACACGAGGCAGUUAGCUUUAGAGUUGCUGCAACAUCACCUGAUUUGGAAAUGGAAGCAAUUCUACAGACGGUAUCAUCAGAUGGUCAAGUUGAUGAAUUUGGUAGAUGUUCGGGUACUGGUGAAUUGUACUGGCCUUAUAUCAGAUUGGAACCGACUCUUUCAUCUGAAAAUAUAUCGGCAAGAAAACGUUCCAUGUCACAUUCGAAUUUAGCAACGAUAACCCGAGAAUCGGCGUUUUCAAGCGCUCGUUCAUUGAAGGUUCCAAAGCAAAAGCAAUCUGGUGCCAAGAAUAGAUCAACAACUAAGAUUAAAGACGCGAAAACUCAUAUAGCACCAAAACAAUACUCCAUUGAGUAAGUGCUUACGCCGAAUGGAUGGCCGUUAACAUUUGCUCAGUGGAAGCGAGUUGACGAGCUAAGAAAUUCUCAUGAAUUUAAUAAAGUAGAAGCACCUGCUAAGAAACAGAUGACAAGAGAAAAGGGUGGAUCUGCCAAAGAAAAAGAAAAGACGAUCUCAAUACCAGCCAAUCAACCUCAGUUGGGUGACGCUUAUGUGGAACUCGAAUGCUCUCUGGCUGUAGGAGGAGCUAUAGCCAUGCGAGACGAUAUCCGAGAUCUUCAGUUUGCAGCGGCACGAAAAGCUUGGGAUGCACAUGAACAUGGGAGAAAUUUAAGAGGUGCACAAAUUAGAAAUAACUUCAGAGCGGAAUUUUUGGAAGCUUUGCCACCGCCACCUUCGGAAAGCUCUCAGACCAUUCCAGAGUUACGUUUUUCAGAAGAAGAGCCGUGUACUGUACAACAAGGGCCCACCCCAGCCUCAGAAAGUGGACUUUUAGAAAUGUCCGUCGAAAGUGAAGAAGAGGCAAGAUACUUGACAAUGCCUGAGCUGUUAAAAGACAAAUUCAUACCGUUGUACUUUGUACCAUUUUGUACGAAGGAGAUUGAUGAGAAUGGGAGCAUAUUAUUAACUCCUGAAAUUAUGGAAGCUACCAAGAAGAAUCGUCAUAAUAAUAUCGAAGCAGCAUUAGAGCGCAUGCGUGAACUACAAGUUUACAACGAAGAACAUGUUCUUGGACGGCAGAAGAAAAGAUGUCGUCUUCUGGAGAAACUGUUCGUUGAUUCACAAUGGAAUCCGGCACUUAAUGAAGUUUUAGAGGAACGAGAUGACGCGAUUGCUCGUGAAGCGCUCAAUCGAACGCUUUCGGCUACGAAAAAGAAACAAGAAGGAAAGAAAAAAUAAGC
Messenger RNA from Vanessa tameamea, 4445 nucleotides. RefSeq lists its product as uncharacterized. The transcript is spliced from 27 exons. Gene Ontology annotation, molecular function: calcium-dependent cysteine-type endopeptidase activity; protein binding. NCBI's taxonomy places the organism in Eukaryota, Metazoa, Arthropoda, Insecta, Lepidoptera, Nymphalidae. Gene Ontology annotation, biological process: proteolysis. The record is from RefSeq and is a predicted model, not a curated record.